CUCCUUCCCUUGCAAGACGUGUGGUGUCUUUACGUCGUGUUUUUCAAGAUGGCUGUCAAGGGCGUGAUGUUCAUCCUCUUCGCUUUGUGCUCCUGUGGCCACGGCGUCGAAGUUGAAGCAGAAGGAGGAAGUGGAGGAAGGUACUUGAGCGACAGCCAACUCUUUACCCUUGGCACCGUUAACAUCAGCAACCUCAUCUUGUUUGGUCUCGGCGCCCUCCUGGCACUGGCACUGCUGGCUGUCUUCUCCAAUACCCCUCGUGCUGCUCGCUACGUCCAGCCCGCGUACGCCCGGGAAUCCGCGGCUUAUGAACGGAGCCAAGAUGUGCACAGGAACUUGGAAGAAGCUCAAGAAAAAUACCAGUAGAUAGUCAGCGUCUUUACAUCCGUUUUCUGUUGGUUGUCUAAGUUAUUGUGUAUAUUUAUGAGAAAAGAGUAUUUUUAAGAAUAAAUAAGUGUUCUGUA
Penaeus chinensis is the source of this 464-nucleotide messenger RNA. RefSeq lists its product as uncharacterized. Bases 49 to 366 code for a protein of 105 amino acids. NCBI's taxonomy places the organism in Eukaryota, Metazoa, Arthropoda, Malacostraca, Decapoda, Penaeidae. The transcript has 3 exons. The record is from RefSeq and is a predicted model, not a curated record.